This is a messenger RNA of Cimex lectularius (bed bug), 3777 nucleotides long. It is a transcript of the gene Pop1, whose product is annotated as ribonucleases P/MRP protein subunit POP1. The coding region runs from base 115 to 2382 and encodes 755 amino acids. NCBI's taxonomy places the organism in Eukaryota, Metazoa, Arthropoda, Insecta, Hemiptera, Cimicidae. The record is from RefSeq and is a predicted model, not a curated record. The transcript is spliced from 7 exons. Gene Ontology annotation, biological process: tRNA 5'-leader removal. Gene Ontology annotation, cellular component: ribonuclease MRP complex; nucleolar ribonuclease P complex.
ACUCUGUUGGUUAUAACAAGACCGUUACCUUCCAUGUUUUUAAAUUUCAAAGCGUGCUUUUAAUUUGUUUAAAUAAAUUAAUUGAUUAAUUAUUAUUUUUUUUAUUUUGUAAGCAUGGAUGAGAAUAAAGGCGAUACGGACGAAGUCCCUAAGAGCGUCGUAGUCGGGAGUAUGGUUAAAAAUAGCCUGGAUGAAAUAAACGCCCUUCUUUACAUUCUUGAAAACCCUACGAGCGGUUUGGCUACGAAGAAGAAACUGCCUAAUCAUAUGAGAAGGAGGGCGAUGAGCCACAAUAUCAAAAGGAUACCAAAGAGGCUCAGGGAGACGUACCAAGCUCUGAGGGAGAAGAGCAACACGAGAGAAGGCAAAGGCAAAGUGCCUAGGGGCAAGUAUCGCAGGAGGCCAAAGGACCUCGUAAAGGAUUACAGUAGGAGGCAGAAUAGAAAUCUCUGGCUUGAAACGCACAUCUGGCACGCCAAGCGAUUUUUCAUGGCGACGAAAUGGGGCUACAAGGUGCCAUUGAGGCCUGCGGAUAAGAGCUACAGGGCUUGCUACCGUGCUGCCGCGAACCACUGCCUCAUCCAGGACAUAUCUUAUUAUAACUGUUUGGAAAUAUCUGGAAACUUGGAUGUCAUUAUGUCAGGGUUGAAGAGACAUGUCAAUAAAGAGGAGAGCGUCGAUUCGGCUUUUCUUUUGAACGGGAGUCGUGAAGGCUCAGUGUUCUUUUACAGGAGAGAUUCAUACCCGAGAGGCGCAAUCGGAGAAGUCAAGUUUUUCUGGAGACCUGGCGAUCCGAAGAAGAUCUGGCUUUGGGUCCACCCGAGCUUUUUUGAUGAACUGAUUGACGAAUUCGUCGGAACAUUUUGCCUGAGCCAAAUCGACUUGAUCGAUAAACAAUCGGAUAAACUGCCUAGAAGGAUUCUCAGAAUUUAUUCGGGCGAUGUCCAAAUGAAAAAUAUAAUUCUUAACAGGUUCAGGCUUCUCGGGCCUAUGUCGCAAGCGAUUGUCUCAAAAGCACUGAUACCUUUGCAAUGUGAAAAUCGCAUCAUCGAAGACUGGGUCAGCGAAUUUUACAACCAAGAUAAUAAAAAUUCUUUAAAAGAACAAGAACAAUACUGGGACAAAAUGAAGCUCUUCACAAGCCCAGCGCAGUUGACACCGAGGAUCAUCGUCCCAAUAACAAUCUACGACACACGAAUCACAUUGCCUGAAUUUAGAACAAAAGCCAAAAAUGAAAGUAUAUCUACAGAGGAGGUAAAAUUAGAAGACUUAACUAGCCCAAUAUGGGAUGACGUCUUGAGGGAGAGGAUUACAGAGGAGAGACUUACUCCGAAGAAAAUUGACGAAAUUCGUUCUCAAAAGUUGGUACCUGGAGUCAACUUUGAAACUGGGAAAAAAAUAAACGUGAACGUGAACAGUCCUGCGUUUCCUGUUUUAGCGAUACAGAGCCCUGGGAGCCAGUCAAGUGAAAAAAGAUUAGGUUUUGGGUGUGGCUGGGACUUGAUCUGCCCUGCUGGAUACGGGAUGGCGGUAUGGCUCAGCCUGAUAUUGAACGGAGGGAGAGCCGGAGGACUCAGGGAGGCCGAAUCCCACCUUAGGGAAGCAGCGUCGUUGGGCAUCCCGCCAGAUACGCUCUCCGGUCAAUGGGAAGACAAACAGAAAAAGGAUGAAGCCAAAGCAAGACAUUUUCGGAUUCCGCCAGCGAAAAGGCCGAAUUAUGUCAAACUCGGAGUGCCGAGUCCAUUUCACGCUCCUUGGCAUCUUCUCGUUCGAGAGUGGUCGUCCACCGAAGAUUUCUAUAUCUUAAGAGACAAUCGGAUUUUAAGGGAACUAAGACAAAAUUUAAAAACGGGUGUUUUACCUGAUGUCCAGCCAGGCACGUUGAUCGGCGUCCAUUUGGUAUUCGAAGGCAAAGGGCUUCUAAGCGAUAACGCCCACAUCUGCAUACCAAAAGACGAUGACUACGUACCGCCUGUCGAACCGGGUCAUGAAGACACGAACAAGACACCGAGAAAGGAAUGCACCUUAGAGCACAAAUCCGUUUUAAAAAGGCUAGCAAGGAAGAGAAAAAAUAUCAAACAAAACGAAGAACAGAACGAUGCUUAUUCAUCGGCAAAGAUCAUCGAAGAGCAGAAAGAAAGAAUUCAGUCUCUAUGGCUUCCGGACUGCUCCCGAGUCAGAGAUCACUGCUCUCGGCCAAUCUUCGGCUUUGUAGUGAACGGCGACUUUUCGUUCACCGAGGCCAAGAGCUCGGGCCUCGGCUAUGUGACAUAUGAAGGGUUGAAAGAGCUAGGUAAAAAUAAAAUCAAAAACAGGGUUUUAGUAAGAACUACAAAUACGCUUCAAUACAGGUUCGCUUAUUUAGAAAUUGUCAUAAAGUAGCCUGCCUUUUUUUUUUUAUAUACAAAAUGUGAUAUUUUAAUUGUAAAUAUUCACCUUUUAUAAAUUAUAUUACUUUCUUAAUUAAAUAUAAAUUUUAUUACUCACGCUUUCUAAUUCUAUUUAUUUUUUUAAUAUGACUGUUUAACAUUUGCAUUGUCAUUUGUUUUUAAGUCAUUUUUAAGACUAUGCACUGUGACCAAUAUUGGUCUAAUGUGCAAUUUCGUUUGUUAUCCAUCACGUCGGACUUUCAACAAGGGAAAAAGGAAUAUUUGUGUGGAUUUGACAAGACAGGAGUUAAACAAUUUCAUCGAAUUUCAAAAAAAUGUUUUAAUUAAUUUCAUAUAAUUUUUUAAGGUACAUAAAAAUAAAAAGGGGGAAAAACAAAUCAACUUUUUCCACAAGUUCCAAAAAAAAUCCAUUUUUUUACAGUCUCAAGACGAAAAAUGGGUUCUUUCGCAAGACGUGUCUCACGGAAAAAUAAAGAAAAACAGUUCAACGUGAAAAAACAUGAAAUAUAAAGUACUUUUUUUUGAGAUUAUACUUAUUAAACAUUAUUUAUUUAUUAUUAUUACGAGUAAUGUAUUAAUAAUACUGUUAUACAUACAAGAAAUGCACUUGAAUUAAGACUCAGAAGAGCUCUUUUCUCUUCGUAACAGCAAAUGCGAUUUAUUUACGUUUUUUCUUCAUAUUUGAAACCUUUUAUCACAUUUAUCAACAACACGCUUAUAUUAUUAUUUGGUCUCUUCUAAAAUAUUCCACAAUUAAAAAAAAAUAGUACCCUUAUUAACAAAACAAAGGAAAAAAGAACAAGAAAAAAUCACAUCCAUCCACAUUCACAAGGGUCGUACAAAUUAUUUUUAAACUACUUUCAUGUAUUCCAUUUUUUUGUCAUGGUAAAAAAAAAAACUUAAAAAAAGUGGAAAAUAAAAAUCAAAAUACACACAUUUUUCGACAUCACCCAUAAUUUAAAAAAAAAAACUCAAGUUUUAAGUCUUUACAACAGGAAACCUACUUUCGUUUUUCUUUUACUAGUUAACAAAAAGAAAAACUUAAAACCAUUAAAAAAUAUAAAAUGUCUUAACAUUUUGAGAGGUAAUAAAUACUUUAAAUUACACUUUUACAAUAUUUUGUUUUUAAAAAGAGAUAUUUUUCUUUUUAUUCAAAUUAUACUUUUUAGCUAUCUUUUUACACUUGUAUGUUAUUACGCCCAACGAGAAAGGUUGGUUUUUUUUUGCUGUGUCUGCAUUAUUUCAUUAAAUUCGAUAGUAAAACAAAACAAAAAAACAACAAAUACGUUAUUUCUUACCCUAAAAGGACAAAAUCUCAGGGCGCCGCAGAGAGUGCGGAUCUGCAAAUUUACGGUAUUAAAAAAAAAAAAAGUUAAAGAAAAAAAAA